GAAUAAGGGAGGUAAUUGAAGCUACUUCCGGUUUAUCAUCGAAGAAGAAAACAAGCCACACGUGUUUCUGUCUUCAGUGUCAAUACGAUAAUGUCGAGACUGAUUGUAAAGAAUUUACCGAAAAAAAUAAAGGAGGAGAGACUGCGGUCUAUGUUUGGAUCCGUCGGUACUUUAACUGACUGCUCGCUGAAGUACACAAAGGAGGGCGUGUUUAGAAACUUUGCUUUCAUUGGAUACACUUCAGAGACGGAGGCAGACCAAGCCAUCAACCAAUAUAAUAAGACCUUUAUCAACGCCUGUAGAAUAUAUGUUGAAAAGGCCAAAGAUUUUAGUGACUCAAGCAAGCCUAGAGCUUGGAGCAAGUAUUCCAGGGACAGUUCAGCAUUUCAGAAAAAACAGAAAAGUUUAGAAGAUCAACAAAAUGAAAAUACAAAAAAUACAGAAAAGAAAGAGAAGAAAGAAAAGAAGAAAAAAUCCAGGGAGAAGGUGGUUGCUGAGAUGUUAGGAGAGUUGAAAGAUGAUCCAAAAUUUGAAGAAUUUGUACAAGCUCACCAAAGAAGUAUGAACAAGUCAGUAUGGGGUAAUGAUGAAGUACCGCCCAGUGGAGAAGGUGUUCAGGAGGAGGAUAAAGAGAAGAUAAAAUAUGAUAAAGAUAGUGAUGAUGACGAUGAUGGUGAUGGUAGUGGUGAGGAAGAUAACAAGGAAGAAGAGGAGGAAGGAGAGGAGGAGUUGAUGGAGGAAGAAGAGAAAGUGGCUACCAAAAAGAAUGUGUCAGAUUUGGAUUACCUGAAGUCUAAAGUCUCGAGCCAAGCCAUGCUGGAGGAUAGCAGCUCCGAGUCAGAGGAAGAGGAACAAGCCAUGCUGGAGGAUAGCAGCUCCGAGUCAGAGGAAGAGGAACAAACAGAUACCAAAGUGAAAGUGAAACUAAAAGACAAGCAGAGUCAGUCUGAGGAAACCAAACAAAAGUACAUGUUGAAGAUGAGAAAUUUACCUGUUUCGGCAGGAGAGAAAGCAUUAAAAGAGUUUUUUAACCCAAUCAAACCAAAAGAUAUCCGUAUUCCUAAAAACAACCAGAAAAAAUCAAUAGGAGUAGCUUAUGUAGACUUUUCUUCAGAGAAAGAUCUAAAUGAUGCCAUGAGAAGAAACAAAAACUUUAUCAAGAGCAAAAGAGUUUACCUGAAAAAGUGUGAGACGGGGGAAGAAACAGCUGUCCAAUCAGAGGAGAAAGAGUCGCAGCAAGCUGUACAGUCUGUGGACAGAAAGACUUGGGAGGAACACGAGUCACAGAUGGACAGUGUUGCAGAGACGGGGCGGCUGUUUGUGAGGAAUCUUGCCUACAACUGUACCCAGGAAGACUUGGAGGAACUGUUUGGGAAGUUUGGGCCGAUAGCCGAGGUCCAUCUCUCCAUUGAUACUAUCACCAAAAAGAUUCGAGGCUAUGCCUUCAUUUUGUUUAUGAUGCCAGAGCAUGCAGUACGAGCUUAUGAAGAGCUUGACGGAACCAUCUUCAUGGGAAGGAUGUUACAUAUUCUUCCAGGGAAGGAGAAACUGGACGAAGAGAAAGAAGAGAAAGAGGGAUCCUCUUACAAAUCCAAAAAAGCUGCACAACAGAAAGCCGAAGCCUCAAGCUCCCAUAAUUGGAAUACAAUGUUCCUCGGAAUUAAUGCUGUGGCUGAUGUGAUGGCUACCAAAUACAACACUGAGAAGAGUCACAUCCUGGACCCAGAAGCUCCUCAGAGUCUGGGAGUCCGUAUGGCUUUAGGAGAGACACAGAUCGUAGCAGAAACCCGCGACUUCCUGACAGAAAAUGGAGUUGUUCUAGAUAGUUUUAGUCAGGCUGCUGCUCCGAGAAGUAAGACAGUCCUCCUUGUGAAGAACCUUCCCGCCAACACAGACCCCGAGGAUCUCCGGGAAGUGUUCAGUAAACACGGGGCCCUGGGGAGGGUGCUCAUGCCCCCAUCAGGAGUCACAGCCAUCGUGGAAUAUCUGGAUCCAACAGAGGCAAAGCUAGGCUUCAGAAACCUGGCUUACACAAAGUUUCAACAUGUUCCACUCUACUUGGAGUGGGCCCCUAUGGAGGUGUUCAGGAAGCCGGCUGUUAGAGAGAACAAGAAACAGGAGUCGGCUGAUUCUGGAAUCCCAGAGAAGGAGGCCGGGGCUGAUGAGGAAUCAUCAGGUGAGAGUGAGGAGGAAGAUGCGGGUCCUGAACCAGACUCCACGCUCUUUGUCAAAAACCUCAACUUCAGCACCACCGAGGAGGGCCUCAGACAGAAAUUCAAAAAAUGUGGGGCGAUUCGUGCUGUUUCUGUAGCAAAGAAGAAAGACAUGAAGAAUCCAGGAAAGUACCUGUCCAUGGGGUACGGGUUUGUGGAGUUCCAGAAGAAGGAGAGCGCUAUGAAGGCGCUGAAGGCGCUACAGCACACAGAACUGGACGGACACAUGGUGGAGCUGAAGCUGUCCAACAGGACGACCCUGGGAACACAAAAGGUAACAACAAAGAAGAAGCAGAAAGUGAAAAAACAGAAAACCACCAAAAUCUUGGUCAGGAACAUUCCAUUCGAGGCCAAGAAACAGGAAAUCUAUGAACUUUUCAAGGUGUUCGGAGAAUUGAAGUUUGUGAGGCUCCCCAAGAAAAUGGGAGGGACUGGGAGUCACAGGGGAUUUGGUUUUGUGGACUUCUUGACCCGACAAGACGCAAAGAGAGCGUUUGAUGCGCUGUGUCACAGCACACAUUUAUACGGGAGGAGACUCGUCUUAGAAUGGGCAGAGAGUGCAGAAGACCUGGAUCAGCUCAGGAAGAAAACGGCUGAACACUUCCAUGAUGAUGGACCAACAAAGAGACUAAAGAAAUCAGCAAUUCUAGACAACCUACAGUCAGCAGGUCUUAAUCUUUAGUUAGUUGUCCUCGAGACUGAUCUGUAGUCAGUGCGACAAGUCAACAACUUCUUGACACCGGCUCUGUAGUCAGUGCGACUAGUCAACAACUUCUAGACACCUAGCUGUACAUUGUUCUUUUUGUUUUUGUCAACAUCAAUCUUAUUCAACAGGAAAUUGAUGAAUUAAUAAAUGAUUACAUAUCCUGUUA
This is a messenger RNA of Magallana angulata, 3085 nucleotides long. RefSeq names its product probable RNA-binding protein 19. The record is from RefSeq and is a predicted model, not a curated record. Gene Ontology annotation, molecular function: RNA binding. The transcript is spliced from 27 exons. NCBI's taxonomy places the organism in Eukaryota, Metazoa, Mollusca, Bivalvia, Ostreida, Ostreidae. The coding region runs from base 91 to 2895 and encodes 934 amino acids.